AUGUUUACCGGCCAUGGACGUAAACGAAUAGUGCCUUUAGUAAUUGUAAUUAUAGCAACGUUGGUAAUUAUAUAUCACAUCAAUCGGUCCAAUCUGCAAAUUAUUUCACACUCGAAUCAUCAUGAAAAAAUUGAUACACCAAAGCUAUUACCUAAAACUGUAACUACUGCUGGGAUCAUAACGUCUCCUUCUUCUACCACUGCAAAAUUUGUUUGCGGUAAAAACGAUGUAGUUUGCAGUGAUGACGUGGAAGAUAGAAUUGAUUGCUACCCGGUUGGGCUAGCAACAGAGAAAGGAUGCAAGGAACGGGGAUGUUGUUGGGGAGCUUCAAGCGGCAAUGCUGUUCCAUCAUGCUAUUUUCCGGUUAAUUACGGAUAUCAAAUUCGUAAUCGCACUGAAAUAACUAGUAAAGAUUUCAUUGCAAAGUUACGCCGUUGUGAUACUCCUUAUUACAGCAGCAAGGCAUUAACUGAUAUCAUGGUUACUAUCGAACAUUAUCGUCCAGCAAUGCUAUCGAUUAAGUUUUAUGACCCUCGAUAUUAUCCAUCCAAUUUCUCGAAACAACCUAGCAAUAAUUAUGGUGCGGGAGACUUUUACAUCUAUUGUAAUCAUAACCCGUUUGCAUUAAAGGUUAUACGAAGGUCGACCGGUAAAGCAAUGUUUGAUACCUCUACAGGUGGAUUUAUUUUUGAGAAUGACUUAGUGCAAUUGUCAUCUAAGCUAGGAUCGAAAGAUAUCUUUGGGCUAGAGGGUGAUUCUCCCUCUGGAAAGAUAUUUAACUGGAAGACUUGGAAAACGUUUACUCCGAAAUUAUCUCAAGAUGCCAUCGGUACCGAUAAGUUCCAUUUCCCAGGAUAUAUUGUCAAAGAGGAUAAUAAUGAUUAUUAUAUCGUAGCGCUGCGUGGUCACCAAACUACAAAAUUCACUUUGCAACCGAAGCCGUCUAUAACAAUAAUGACAACCAACAAAUAUAAGCAAUUGGAGUUACUUAUCUAUGCCGGAAAUAACCCUAUAAUAAAUUUUUAUUCAUUUUAUUACAACGCAAGCAUAACAGACCCUGAAAUCGCGAACAUAAAUCUAAUUCCUGCGAUGAAGACAAGACUAUUAGCUAAUAUAAAUCCAGUAGCACUGAAAGUACUAAUACAAAAGUUUCAACCUGCGGAAUUAAAUCGAACAGCAAUGAAAAAAAGUUAUGUCAAACUGAAAAUGCGAUUGCAAAGAUGGGCGAUGCCGUAUAAUAACACUUACAUUAUAAUUUCGUGGGUAGCUGGUGUUAUGCCUAACGCGUAUGAUUACAUUGCCAUAUUAUGCAAGAAAAAGAGCGAAGCAAUUUACCAAUCGUGUUAUCAGCAUUGGCUAAAUAUGCGUCUCUCCGAUAGAAUUGUAACGAAUUUAGGUUACGACAAGGAUUACACUUACUAUAUCGUGUAUUAUACAUACUCGUGUAAUAAAACCAAGGUAUGUGGAUUUUUAAUCAAAGAAUUUGAAUCAUUCAAAACUGUCUCACCUUCAUUAACUCCAGAAGAUGAUGGUUACGGCUAUGCCCAAAGACCUCAUCCGUUAAUCCCUCCGAUAGAGGUAAACAUGGAAAAUACGAAGCGAAUUCAUAACGUUACACGAUAUCGGCAUAAUCCUUACCUAACUGCAUCCGGCCAGUAUACUUUUAAGUAUGGAAUUGAUAAAAGCUUAACAUUUGAUCUAAAAUGGUUUCGUGGUGAUAAGGCAUUGACAUGGGACUAUGUAGCUAUUUAUCGCCAUUAUCCAAGGAAUGUAAGUAAUUAUAUUCAAGGGCAGUGGUGUUGGGUAGCAAAUUAUAAUAAUUCUUGCAAUACUGUAGUAGAGUUUGCACGUAAUCGACACUAUUACGUAGCAUAUAUUACCUACAGCUCCAAAGAAGCAAGAUUUAUGAUAAGUGAAGUAGCUAAAUUUCACAAUUUUACUAAUUGGAUGGCUAAAUAUAAACAUUCUUUGCAAAAUUUACGACUGCAAGAUCUGGUCAUUCCUGGAACUUAUUGUUCAGCCUGUUAUAAUAUGUCGGCUCCGAUGCUGACACCAUGGUCGCAAACUCAAACAGAAAAUAUAGCGAAUCAAUUACGUGAUGGAAUACGUUAUUUUGAUUUACGAGUAAGAUAUUUGCCAUCGUUUAAGACAAAAUUUUGGCUUAGUCAUAACAAAUGGCUUUCGAAAAUUUCAGUAACAUCAUUUCUACACACGAUUAAGACAUUUGCCGCAAGAAAUAUAAAUGAGGUAUUAAUCAUACAUUUUGUAGAUUUUUAUGAUUUUGAUGAAGAUACGAUCCACGAUAAUCUGUUAGAUGUUAUAUUGGACAAGUUGAAAGGAUAUGCGAUGCCAAAAUCCUACGCAGGCAAGGUAUUGGCAACGCUUUGGAAAGAUAACACACGAAUCCUUACAUCGUACAAUAAAAUAAAUUGUAGUUCAAAGUAUCAAGACAGUGACUUGGUUUGGGGUCCAAUACACUCAGUUAAACCAAUAAUUCUAAUUGAAAGAGAAAAGAAACUAUUUAUCCAUUUUAAAGAUUAUUAUCGUACUGAUAACAAAAGUCUUUCUAUUUCAGAGUUUACAACAUUUGAUGCAACUAAUAACCAAAUUCCUUUUAGUAUUCAAACUCUAAGUAAUAAAAUCAAUCCUAAAAUCGAUGAUUGGUUAUCUAAUGAGCUGAACAAAGUUCAGAUGAAUAUCGUUACAUCCAAUUAUUAUUUGGGGAAUAAUAUGAUUUGUCUUGCAAUAAGAAGAAAUAUAGCCAUUGGUAAAAAAAUGAAGUUGACUUCUGAUGAAAUGGAUGUUUCGAAUUUGUAG
Messenger RNA from Trichoplax adhaerens, 2817 nucleotides. RefSeq lists its product as uncharacterized. Bases 1 to 2817 code for a protein of 938 amino acids. Gene Ontology annotation, biological process: lipid metabolic process; carbohydrate metabolic process. Lineage: Eukaryota; Metazoa; Placozoa; Uniplacotomia; Trichoplacea; Trichoplacidae. The transcript is spliced from 5 exons. The record is from RefSeq and is a predicted model, not a curated record. Gene Ontology annotation, molecular function: phosphoric diester hydrolase activity; carbohydrate binding.